UGAACCGGGAGAAGAAUGUGCAGAGGCUCUUUGUUCUCAUCUGGAUUCCGGCGCCUCCUACGUGCGCGCUCCCGGCGCUCAGCUGGAAAACAGCUGGACGCGCGCCGAAGCGGGCGCAGAGCCAGGAGGCGUCGGCGAGUGGAAGUCUGGACUCGUCUGCAGGAGACGGACUCGUCAGACUCGUCAGACUCAGACAUACCGACGUGGAGUCCGGGAGCAGCGCAGAGGAUGAAGCAAACCACUUUCCUGCUGGUGUUCGGAGUCGCCCUGAGCUUCUGUCAGGCUCAGGUGGACACCGGGGCCGAGGAGACCGGCGGGGAGGAGGAACAUGUGGAGCUCUUCACCACACCCACCACUAAGUUGGGCGCCGCCACGUCCGACUUUGGCUACAACCUGUUCCGAGCUCUGACGAGCCGCGAAGCCGCGACCAACGUCUUCCUGGCCCCCAUCAGCGUGUCGGCGGCGCUGACGCAGCUGUCCAUGGGAGGGAGUGAGCGCGCUGAGCGGCAGCUGUUCAGGGCUCUGAGGUACCACACCCUGCAGGACCCUCAGCUGCACACCACCCUGAAAGACCUGCUGGCCUCCGUCAGGACGCCAGGGAAAGGCCUGAGCAUCGCCGCACGCCUCUACCUGGCACGACGUCUUCGUCUGAAGCAGGACUUCUUCGGGCUCGUGGAGCAGCAGUACGGCGUUCGUCCCAAGGCGCUGCCGGGAGGAUCCAAGGACGUGAAAGAAAUCAACGACUGGGUGGCUCAGGAGACGGGCGGGAAGGUGCAGCGCUUCCUGGCUAAAGCCCUCCCCCGAAGCCCUUUCGUAAACACUGUGAGCGCCGCCUACUUUAAAGGGAAGUGGGUGACUCGCUUCAGUAACAGUGGCGUGAUGGAGAACUUCCAGGUGGACGGCGGGGCACCUGUCCGCAUUCCCAUGAUGCAGCAGGAUAACUACCCCGUGAAGAUGGGAGUCGACUCGGACCUGAGCUGCACGAUUGCUCAGAUCCAGAUGCAGGACGACGUCAGCAUGUUUAUCUUCCUGCCGGAUGAGGUGACGUCCAACUUGACCCUGCUGGAGGAGAGUCUGACGGCCGAGUUCAUGCAGGACCUCUCCCUGACGCUCCACCCUGCCCAGGUGUCCCUGACUCUGCCCACCCUCAGACUCAGCUACUCCGUAGACCUGCUGCCACUGCUCACUGACCUGGGUCUCUCUGAAUGGCUGGACAACCCGGAGCUGGAGAAGAUCUCAACUCAAUCCGUCAAGCUCAGCAGCGCCAAUCACAAGGUCGUCAUGGAGACGGCACCUGAAGGCAACCAGUACCCCAGUGCCGCCUCGACACCCGGCCACCUGUCGUACCGGGUGGACCGGCCCUUCCUCUACCUGAUCCGGGACGAGGCGUCAGGGGCGCUCCUCUUCAUCGGCAGGGUGGUCAACCCCAAGGACCUGAGGAUAUAACACAUAAACACACGCUUGUGUAAUGCCUACCCCAACUUCUUACCCUGACCUCAUACAUCACAGCUAACUCCCUGCCUACCCCAGCUCCUUACCUUAACCUCAUGCCUCACAGCUAACUCCCUGCCUACCCCAGCAUCUUGCCCUAACCUCAUGCACCACAGCUAACUCCCUGCCUACCCCAGCUCCUUACCUUAACCUCAUGCCUCACAGCUAACUCCCUGCCUACCCCAGCUCCUUACCCUAACCUCAUGCAUCACAGCUAACUCCCUGCCUACCCCAGCAUCUUGCCCUAACCUCAUGCACCACAGCUAACUCCCUGCCUACCCCUCACCCUUAAUUCCCCUUUAACCCACACCUAUCCUAAACCUGAUUCCAACCUGAACCCUAAAACCAAGUAUUAACCCUCAAACAGCCUUUGAAGUUGUGAGGACCCCAAAAAAUGUCCCCACUCCUAAGAUCUAAAACUCUCUUUAUGGUCCUCACAAAGACAUACAAUACACAGUACACACACACACACACACACACACACACACACACACACACACAAACACACACACACACACACACACACACACACACACACACACACACACACACACACACACAAACACACACACACACACACACACACACACACACACACACACACUCUUAGCAGGUCCUAGGAGGGAUCGCAGGUAUUUGCCCUGCGUUUGUGGCGGCAGAUGUCUGAGGUUAAUUGAUUUGAUUUUACAUGACUUUUACUUUUCAUGUUGAAACUUGUUUGCGUGAUCAUGUUAAUCUGACAGGACGCUCAAACACACUGACGAUACCAAAGGACAAUUUUUUUCGUUUGUUUAAUCAAAUAUUGUCAUUUUGUGUUAAAGGAAAUAAAUACGACAAUAAAACCAUUGUCUCUUGUUGUGCGGCAUAA
This is a messenger RNA of Scophthalmus maximus (turbot), 2359 nucleotides long. RefSeq names its product serpin peptidase inhibitor, clade F (alpha-2 antiplasmin, pigment epithelium derived factor), member 1 (gene serpinf1). The record is from RefSeq and is a predicted model, not a curated record. Gene Ontology annotation, biological process: negative regulation of angiogenesis; negative regulation of endopeptidase activity. The transcript has 8 exons. NCBI's taxonomy places the organism in Eukaryota, Metazoa, Chordata, Actinopteri, Pleuronectiformes, Scophthalmidae. Bases 16 to 1446 code for a protein of 476 amino acids. Gene Ontology annotation, molecular function: serine-type endopeptidase inhibitor activity.